Molecule: messenger RNA, 306 nt
Organism: Parnassius mnemosyne (clouded apollo)
Lineage: Eukaryota; Metazoa; Arthropoda; Insecta; Lepidoptera; Papilionidae
Source: the annotation of a GenBank genome assembly
AUGUCUGUAGAUUAUAGGGCUUGUGGUGUCCAAGUGCCUGAUGGUUUUUACAUGAAGUGUUCCAAAAAACAGUGCGAAAACGUCUAUGAUUUAAAGUGCCUAGGAGUGACACAAAAUGAAUUCAGUUCCUUCUCGGAUAAAGACACGAAGCAAUGGGUCUGUCCGGAGUGCGUUUGUUCUAAACCUAAACCUAAACGCUAUGAUCCGGAUACACCUAUUAGGCGCAUCCCGGAGCUAAAAACAUUCACACCCAGUGCCAAUGUCAACACUCAACGGGGAAGCCGCAAGAAAUUGAUGGAUGAAUAA